Molecule: messenger RNA, 958 nt
Organism: Zalophus californianus (California sea lion)
Lineage: Eukaryota; Metazoa; Chordata; Mammalia; Carnivora; Otariidae
Gene: DPRX
Product: divergent-paired related homeobox
Exons: 3
Coding region: 3-539 (178 amino acids)
Biological process (GO): regulation of transcription by RNA polymerase II
Cellular component (GO): nucleus
Molecular function (GO): RNA polymerase II cis-regulatory region sequence-specific DNA binding; DNA-binding transcription factor activity, RNA polymerase II-specific
Source: RefSeq, a predicted model, not a curated record
GGAUGGCAGGCACAGGGGACCUUCCUAAAGGAAAGGAUCAGAAACAUUCACAAAGGAAACGAACCAUGUUCACUGAGAAACAACUGGCAGAUUUAGAAUUCUUGUUCAGCAAGAACCCAUACCCCGCUCCCAGCCUUCAGAAAGAAAUGGCCUCGAAACUGGAGAUACAUCCCACCGUACUGCAGGUUUGGUUCAAGAACCACAGAGCAAAAGUCAAGAAAGCCAAACAACAGCAAUUAGCUGGGGCGGAAGUCAAGGCCCGCUCUUCCAAGAGACACACGGAUGCCGCUCCAGGAGCCCCCGAUGGUGCCUACCCUGCUUCCCUAGUUUAUACAGAUCACCCCAUACCUUCCUUCCAACUCAGCAUAUGCUCCAAUUUUAAGGCUCUCUCAGACCAUCCUUCUGGCCACAAAAUAGUCCAUUUCGGCUGCUGCCGAGAUCCUAACAUCUACUCCCUAUGUCCCAUUACGGAAUCCCAAAUUCUUUCCACAAGCUUCACUGCUAAUUCUUUGGGUUCUUCAUCUCCACAAAGAACUUAGUGAGCAAAGCCAGACACAAAAGGUCACCUACUGUAACGAUUCUCAGUGAUUCCAGACAAGAGACAGAGUCAGGAUCUACGCAACAUGGAGGCAUUUCAGAAACGGGCUUCGUGAAAAAAAAAAAAGACCCACAAGUGCCCGUGGGGUGGAACUGAGUGGCAAGAGUCGCUCAACAAAGUAUUGCGAUGGGGAUGUUUCAUGUUGUAAUUCAGAUGGCAGGAACCUGCAUGUAUAAAUUCAUCCAAAGACACAACUGUAAUAUUGUAUAACAUACACCACAAUAAAAAAAUCAUGUGACAGGACGGAAGCAUCAGCUAAUGCCACUGGCAGUAACCAUUUUGCAAUAUAUAAAUGUAUCAAAUCAACACAUCAUACACCUUACACUUAUAUCUCAGUAAAGCUGGAGACAACUUUUAAAU